UAACGUCCUACGAUUUGGGCAUUCUACAAUGUGCUUUAAAAUGCGCAUUUAAUAGACUAUGCUCUUCAUUACUCUAUAAUUUGGAAAGAAAACAAUGUAAGCUUUUAACUAAUUACAUGGAUGAAACCAGUAAUAUUGGAAACAAUACGCAGACUUUAUGGCAAUACCUUUUCAAUCCUAGCGUGUGUUCAGAUGGCUGGUCACCAUAUUCUGGACAUUGCUACAUUUACAACGAGACAUCAUUAAUUUGGAAUACUGCCAAUGAUGAAUGCAAAAGGCAGGGAGCAUAUCUCCUUGAAAUAGAAACCCAGUAUGAAAACGACUGGAUAAUUACAUCUCUAUUAUUCAGUUUGUGCUCUGUUACCUGGGAUAUUAACUGUGAGGUUUUUGUGGGCGGAUCUACAGAGAAAGGAGUCUUCAAAUGGGAAUGCUCGAACAAUCUUUUGACUUACCAGAACUGGUACCCUAACGAGCCGAGUGACAUAGGGACAAGGGAGUGUAUAUUUCUUAUGCCUAAUGGUCAGUGGAGUGACGGAAACUGCGAAUAUCCCAGAAAAUUUAUCUGUGAGAAAAAGCAAAUAACUUGAUUUCUGCAUGUUUGUUAUGUCGUUACAUAUUCAGUGUUCGUUAAGAAAGAAACAGCACUGGUGUCCAUGUAAGAUAUCAUCAGAGAGACACGUUAAUAAAUAAGAUGUCCCCAACGGAAAUAGUUACUCCAGACUCUGGUCGACUGUGUAAGAAAAUCAAUCUAAGCAUAAUAGUUUUUCCUAUU
This is a messenger RNA of Saccostrea cuccullata (small rock oyster), 772 nucleotides long. RefSeq names its product C-type lectin domain family 4 member A-like. The transcript is spliced from 4 exons. Gene Ontology annotation, molecular function: signaling receptor activity. The record is from RefSeq and is a predicted model, not a curated record. Lineage: Eukaryota; Metazoa; Mollusca; Bivalvia; Ostreida; Ostreidae. Bases 117 to 587 code for a protein of 156 amino acids.